Molecule: messenger RNA, 1317 nt
Organism: Hyaloscypha bicolor E
Lineage: Eukaryota; Fungi; Ascomycota; Leotiomycetes; Helotiales; Hyaloscyphaceae
Exons: 7
Coding region: 167-1081 (304 amino acids)
Source: RefSeq, a predicted model, not a curated record
AUGGCGCCCUUAGCUUUCUUUUCUUCCUUCCCAGUUUCCGCCAUUGCUCGCCUGGAGAUCUUAUAAUUAUUCAUCGAUGAGAUGCUGUCCCAUCACAACAUGAACACCCGACCGCGCUUGCCCCAAGAUCGCACCGGAACCGUUCACGCAUUGGAAUUUCGUCGCUAUGGUUGAAAAAGGGCAGGUGGUUGUUGUCGUCUGCCUAGCGAUAUCCGUUGUUGUUUUCUGCUUGCGCUUCUACAUCCGGGUUGUCAAAAAUGGCCAGUUUACAUUUCUAGAGAUAACGCUUUUAUUUGCCUUGGCAAUGGAAGUCGCUUUUGGAGGCAUACAAAUAAAGCAAUACCAGUUAAUGGCGGCUCCUUCGACUGUGACAAACGCUGUGGAGCUUGGCAAGUGGACUUACGCCAAUACAUUCUUUUACAUUGCAUGUAUCUGGAGCGUUAAGUUUGCAUUCAAUAUACUACACAUCCGGGUGACGGAGGGUAUAUCUGCUGUUCACGUCUGGGCAGUUCGUACCUUAUAUAUCCUCGGGUUUACCUGGAUUCUCGUCUAUGUUACAUAUCUUCUUAAAUGCUUGCCAGUAAGCCGCAACUGGGACGCGCCGAUAACCCAUGCCAAACAAUGUCCGGGUAUCCUACAUGCUUGGGAUUUUUGGUUGCAUCUUGCGCUCCAUCUUAGCACAGAUUUCUGGUUGUGCAUCUUGCCGUUUCCAGCACUCGUUAAAAUCAGCGAACCACGUAUUCGCAUGGCUGUGUGCGGUGUUUACAGCCUUGCCGGACUCACCAUUAUUAUCAGCAUUCUCCGAGCUGUCCUCUUGGGCCUAAAUAGAGGCGCCAGCCUGGAACACAUUUCAAUUCUUACUAUGAUCGAGGUCAUGACAAUUGUUGUUAUGAGCUGCCUCCCAGGCUUGUCGUCAACCUUCACACGCAAGUACAUUCAUCACGAUGUUAGCUAUCCGGAAUCUGGGUCGGCCAUUGGGCAACGGAAAAGCCAGAGUAGCUACGGGAAUUUCGCACAACUUAAAGAACCUGGCAUUGAGCUACAUGGCGUUAGAAGCGAAGCUAGUGGCGAGAGAUUGUAGGUUGUGCCCGAUAGAAUGUGACAGGGUAACCCUUUGGCGCGUGUAACAAUUACUCUACUGACGGGGAGCUGGAGUUGUGAAACACGCUGGAUCAUUUUUGGUGCACACCUUUUCCAAUCAGAUUUUACCCGAUCAGGCUCAGAAUUUGGGCUCGCUUCUUCGUUUCCACAAUCUCCUCCUCUUCCAUAGCAUCUGAUUCUGCUCACAGUCCAAAUAUUGCCCUCCCUCGAUACCCU